UUAUUUUAGCAUAUAUGUAUCUCUUACUUCAUUUUUUCUCUCUUAUCUCCAAAUUGGUUCCUGUUUGUGUGUGGAUUUGGUAAACUCUGGUAUUAUAUAACAUAAACAUCUACUCAUUCAACAACCCUAAAGGGAAAAAGAAGAAGUGAAAAUGGGUGAAGAGGGUGAGAAAGUAGAAAGAGGAAAACUUCCAGUGAAUGAACAGAGGAACUUGAUGACAGCCACCGGUGACGAAAAUCUCAAGGACAUUUUUCACACUAUCAGAACAACUAAAACUCCGGCUGUAAUCAAUUAUGGGGCUUCUUGGUGUCGUGUCUGCAACCAGAUCCUUCCUACGUUUUGGGACCUGAGCAAAAUGUUCCCAAAACUCUCUUUCGUGUAUGCUGAUAUUGAUGAAUGUCCAGAGACAACACUGAACAUUCGGUACACACCAACUUUUCAUUUCUACAGAGAUGGUGAGAGGGUUGAUGAGAUGUUUGGUGGCGGAGAAGAACGCUUGCAUGACCGUCUGUGGCUGCAUUCGUAGAUGAAGCUUUCAAUACCAAACUUUUGUAUGACAAGAUGUCCAAAACUUUUGUAUCAUCAAGUUUUAUCACAUUUCUAGAUUUACCAUGCACGUGGAAGAUUACAAUUAGCAAAACUAUUACUGAUUGUAUUUUGCAUACAAUGUGUUUCCAGAAAAAGAAAGCAAACCAAUUUGAUAAA
Molecule: messenger RNA, 705 nt
Organism: Solanum dulcamara
Lineage: Eukaryota; Viridiplantae; Streptophyta; Magnoliopsida; Solanales; Solanaceae
Product: thioredoxin-like 3-3
Exons: 5
Coding region: 152-526 (124 amino acids)
Source: RefSeq, a predicted model, not a curated record